AUGGAAUCUGGAUACCUCGUCUUCGAGGCAACAGCCAAGUUUGUUGUGUCCGCAGAUAGCACACGCAUAUACACCGAUGCUGUGGGACAUCCGUUUAAUCCUCCAAUUGUCUUCAUCCACGGCUAUUCACUUAGCUCUAUCGUCUAUGAUAAUAUUUUUACUAAUCCCGUUAGAUUAGAUAUGCGAGGCCACGGCAGAAGUGACAAGCCAGAGGACGAAGCAGAUUGGACUCCAAAGAAAUUCGCGGAGGAUUUUGAUUCUGUGGUAGCUGCUUAUCAGCUGUGCAAACCAUUUAUCGUAGCAUGGAGCUGUGGAGGGACCAUGAUCGCCGAUAUAUUUGGUUUCCACUCGCACGCAUAUGUUACAGGUAUUGUUUACAUCACGCCCAUCCCUUUCAUUGGAUUUUUCCAACAUAUCGCCACUCAAUAUGCGCGUGAUCUACUCCCAAAGUUAUUGCAGACAAUGGACAUCAAUGCUUUUCAACGGGGUGCACAUGACUUCGUAAAGGGCCUCGUUGCCGCUCAAAACCUGGCAAAUCCCGCAGCCUUCCCCCCUCGUUUGCAGUACGCUUGUUUGGGUGACAUCAUGUCACAGCCUCGCAGUUGCUCAACAUUUGCAUUGACGAGAACGCAACAUGAAGCGGGAUUGCUUCGUGCGGGGGAGGAGGGUGUUCCGACGUUAUUGAUCAACGGUAAACUUGAUAUCUUGUUGAUGGGACAACCACUGUUGGGUUUGUUCAGCAAUUGGAAGAAUUUGGACGUGGUUGAUAUGCACACGGGCCACAUGCCUUGGUGGGAAGCGCCCGAGGUAUUUAAUGAUACAGUGUUAGGUUGGAUUUCAAGAGUACUUGAUGAAGAAAUGGAGCGGUAG
This is a messenger RNA of Serpula lacrymans var. lacrymans S7.9, 870 nucleotides long. RefSeq lists its product as uncharacterized. The coding region runs from base 1 to 870 and encodes 289 amino acids. The record is from RefSeq and is a predicted model, not a curated record. The transcript has 4 exons. NCBI's taxonomy places the organism in Eukaryota, Fungi, Basidiomycota, Agaricomycetes, Boletales, Serpulaceae.